Molecule: messenger RNA, 950 nt
Organism: Gossypium raimondii (Peruvian cotton)
Lineage: Eukaryota; Viridiplantae; Streptophyta; Magnoliopsida; Malvales; Malvaceae
Product: ADP-ribosylation factor 2-B
Exons: 7
Coding region: 176-721 (181 amino acids)
Biological process (GO): intracellular protein transport; vesicle-mediated transport
Cellular component (GO): cytoplasm
Molecular function (GO): GTP binding; GTPase activity
Source: RefSeq, a predicted model, not a curated record
AUUAGGAUCUAUUCUAAUUAUAAGCCCAAACAAAACCUAACGCCUUGAAGGCCCCAUUCUCCGAAAUCCUCCUAAUAAAUUAAAUCGAUUCCAACUUUCCACUUUCAUUUUCCUCUUUCAAUUCUCUGCGCACCCCUCUCAGAUCUUCCAAUCUCUCACCAUCCAGAAUAAAAGGAUGGGGCUUUCUUUUGCUAAGUUGUUCAGUCGCCUGUUUGCCAAGAAGGAAAUGCGUAUUCUGAUGGUGGGUCUUGAUGCUGCUGGUAAGACUACCAUAUUAUACAAGUUGAAGCUCGGAGAGAUUGUCACCACGAUUCCCACUAUUGGGUUUAAUGUGGAAACUGUGGAAUAUAAGAACAUUAGCUUCACCGUUUGGGAUGUUGGAGGUCAGGACAAGAUUCGACCUUUGUGGAGGCACUACUUCCAAAAUACUCAGGGGCUAAUCUUUGUUGUGGAUAGCAAUGAUCGUGAUCGUGUUGUUGAGGCCAGGGAUGAGCUUCACCGUAUGCUAAAUGAGGAUGAGCUGAGGGAUGCUGUGCUGCUUGUAUUUGCAAACAAGCAAGAUUUACCAAAUGCUAUGAAUGCUGCUGAGAUCACUGAUAAACUUGGUCUUCAUUCCCUCCGUCAGCGCCACUGGUAUAUUCAGAGUACAUGCGCUACCUCUGGUGAAGGGUUGUAUGAGGGUCUGGACUGGCUCUCCAACAACAUAGCUAACAAGGCUUGAGGUGGUUGGUAGAAGGUCGGUGACAUUUACAUUUGGGGUAGCAAUCUUUGUGGAAUUCGGAUAUGUAUAUCUCUAUUUUAUGAUAUGUUGCGUUAUUGGGGUUUUGUUUUUUUGCUUUUGCUCGACAACUUUUAAAUGAAAUGGAUGAGCUUGUGUUUAGAUAUGCUUUGUAGAUGGAAUUCAUUGUUCAGAGUUAAUUAACGAAUUCAUUGUUGACAUUUCAUAGUAA